AUGAAGCUCUUUCUUCUUGUUGUACUUUUUUUCAUCAUUACUGUCAAUGGUAAUCCAUUGAAUCGCGAAUGCAAAUGCAAAGCUGUUUCAAAUACAAUCCAUUUUCCAUUUCAUUCAUGGGAUAUAUCAUCAUGUAAACUUUGUUCAUGCAAAGAUGCCGCUAUGGUUAAAUGUGAAGAAGCAUGUAAAGCUAUGGUACAAUCUUAUGCACUUACUGGUUGUGGAAAAGUUAUUAAAGGUAGCAAAGUGAAAUAUUCAUGGGACGCAAGUUCAUGUUCAGAUGGUGUUAGCAAAGUAGAAUAUACCUGUGCUUAA
Messenger RNA from Rotaria sordida, 315 nucleotides. The record is from the annotation of a GenBank genome assembly. Lineage: Eukaryota; Metazoa; Rotifera; Eurotatoria; Philodinida; Philodinidae.